AUGUUAAAAGUCAUGCCUUGCUACUUUGAUAUUGAUGACAAAGACGUUAGCACUAUGCCGAUUUGGAUAAAUUUACCGGGAUUGCCAUUUGAGUUUUGGAACACAAGUGCAUUGGUUAAGAUUGUUUCCAAAGUUGGUAAACUCAUCUUGAUCGAUAAGGUCACGGCAUCAAGAGGUAGACUAUCUUAUGCAAAAGCCCUAGUUGAAAUUGACGCAUCUAUUGAGUUUGUGUGGAUGGUAAAGAUAAGACUUCCUAAUGGCACUUUAAGGGAACAAGAAAUUAUUUUCAAGCAGGAACCUAAAUUUUAUGGUUCUUGUAAAGUGUUCAAGCAUUCCAACCUUGGUUGCAACUACAACAAACAAGCUAUAGGUGGCAAAGGUAAGUACACAAAUGGUGAGAUGUCAGUUGCCCCCAUAUCGGCUGCACAUGAGAAAAACGUACAGGGGCUUCAAUCCCCCCUCAAACAAAAUGGGAUUAGGGAUUUCAUUAAUCAACAUUGCAUUGAUGUUAUGGGUAUUUUGGAGAUGAAGCUUGGAGAUCGAAAGUUGAACCAAGUUAUGCGGAAUAGAUUUAAUGGUUUUAUGCAAGUCAAUAAUUUUUACACUCAUAGAGCCAGGAGGAUUUUGAUCUCGUGGAAUCCAUCCAAAAUCAAAUUGGAAGUUUUGGAGACGAAGCCACAAGCCAUCCAUUGUAUUGCUACUUGUAAGAGGCCUCUUUGGAACGAUUUCAUGGAUUUCAAUGCAAAUGUGUCAUUACCUUGGAUGCUGUUUGGUGAUUUUAACAAUGUGCUUAAAUUUGAUGAGAAAAGCAAUGGGGCGGAAGUAACUCAUAAAAUUAAAGAUUUUGCUAAUUUUUGCCUUCAUGUUGGUCUCACGGAUGUGCGCUCCAUUGGUUGUCUUUAUACAGGGACUAAUAAUUUGAUGUGA
Olea europaea var. sylvestris is the source of this 927-nucleotide messenger RNA. RefSeq lists its product as uncharacterized. The record is from RefSeq and is a predicted model, not a curated record. The transcript is spliced from 3 exons. Lineage: Eukaryota; Viridiplantae; Streptophyta; Magnoliopsida; Lamiales; Oleaceae. The coding region runs from base 1 to 927 and encodes 308 amino acids.